AUGACCGCUCGCCUCCGCAGCUCUCCAAGGACUCUCUCUCGCAAUUGCCCUAGCCGGCGUGGUGCCUGCUUCGUCAAGGCGGCGUCCGUGGUCCUCAUCAUCUCUGUGCCCAUUCCCGCGAAGGUAACCUACCUGCUCAUCACCACCUCCAAGGAGGGGUGCUGGACCGAGGAGUUCAAGGCGUACCUGCUUCAGGGGACUCUGCCGGAGAAGGAGGAAGACGCAGAGCGUGUGGCUCGCCAGGCCACCGCCUACUGCAUUCAGGACGGUGAGCUCUAUCGGAAGAGGCCAAACUACGUCUCUUUGCGGUGCAUCUCCAGGGAGCAAGGACACGAGCUGUUGGCGGACAUACACGGCGGAGACUGCGGGCAUCACUCUUCGUCACGCACCCUCGUGGGCAAGGCGUUCUGCAGUGGGUUCUACUGGCCCACGGCUCUCAACGAUGCUAUCGAGCUGGUGAGAUCAUGCGAAGCCUGCCAAUUCCAUGCCAAGCUGAUCCACUAG
Aegilops tauschii subsp. strangulata is the source of this 504-nucleotide messenger RNA. The record is from RefSeq and is a predicted model, not a curated record. NCBI's taxonomy places the organism in Eukaryota, Viridiplantae, Streptophyta, Magnoliopsida, Poales, Poaceae.